This is a messenger RNA of Lemur catta (Ring-tailed lemur), 3696 nucleotides long. It is a transcript of the gene ADGRD2, whose product is annotated as adhesion G protein-coupled receptor D2. Gene Ontology annotation, molecular function: G protein-coupled receptor activity. Gene Ontology annotation, cellular component: membrane. Gene Ontology annotation, biological process: adenylate cyclase-activating G protein-coupled receptor signaling pathway; cell surface receptor signaling pathway. The record is from RefSeq and is a predicted model, not a curated record. NCBI's taxonomy places the organism in Eukaryota, Metazoa, Chordata, Mammalia, Primates, Lemuridae.
AUGGCCCCCUGGUGCUACUGCGUCCUCUCUCUCCUGAUCAGGAGUGUCUCUGGGACCCCCUCCAACUUGCCAGGUGAAUCAAGGAACCCUUGGGCCACAGCCCCAAUGGCCUCUGGCGAGGUGGUGGAGACUGCAGGAGGGGUGUGCAAGUUCUCCGGACAGUGGCUGAGCUGGUGGCAGGCCCAAGAGUCCUGUGAGCAGCGGUUUGGCCACCUAGCACUGCAGCCUCCCGAUGGCGCUCUUGCUCCACGGCUACGCGACCCGAUCUGGGUGGGCCAAAGAGACGCUCCUCUGCGGAGACUUCCACAGAGGCGCGCGCGCACCACAGCCGCGCUGGUGUUCGGCGAGAGGACGGCGGACAAGGCGGCGCGGCUGCGGACGCCCCUGCCCGCGCUAGGGGCGCUGACGGCCUGCGCGCACGUGCAGUGGGACGCCGCCUCGCCCGACGCGGCUGCACUCUUCUCCCUCGCGGUGCCCGCGCAGGCCAACGCGCUGCAGCUGCGCGCCUUCGCCGAGCCCAGCGGCGCCGUGCGCGCCGCGCUCGUGGUGCGCGGCCACCACGCGCCCUUCCUCGCCACCUUCCGCGCCGACGGCCGCUGGCACCACGUGUGCGCCACGUGGGAGCAGCGCGGCGGGCGCUGGGCGCUGUUCGCCGACGGGCAGCGGCGCGCCGGGGCGCGAGGGCUGGGCGCGGGCCACUCGGUGCCUCCCGGCGGCAUCCUGGUGCUGGGCCAGGAUCAGGACUCUCUGGGCGGCGGCUUCUCGGCGCGUGACGCCUUCAGCGGCAACCUCACCGACUUCCACCUGUGGGCCCGGGCGCUGAGCCCCGCGCAGGUGCUGCGGGCACGAGCCUGCGCGCCGCCCCCCGGCGGCCUCCUCUUCCGCUGGGACCCGGGCGCUCUGGACGUCACGCCCCCGCUGCUGCCCGCCGUGCGUGUGCGCCUGCUCUGUCCGGUGCCCUCGGAGGAGUGCCCCACGUGGAACCCAGGACCUGGCACCAAGGGCUCUGAGCUCUGCCUGCAGCCUCGGCCUUUCCUCUGCUGCUACCGGCCAGAGACCUACCGGCUGCUACAGGAUGCCCGGUCAUGGCCCGGCCAAGAUGUCAUCAGCCGAGUCAAUGCCUUGGCCAGCACUAUUGUGCUCCUCCCAGAUCCCCUCUCCGAAGCCCAUGGGGUCCUGACCCUGGCCGAGGCCUCCAGAUUCCUGGACAUCCUGGAAAGAGUCCUGGCUGAGGAGGCGGCUCCGCUGGGCCCGGCCGCGCUGCUGGCUGUUGUGCACUUCCUGAAGAGGGUGACAGCCCUCGGGGCUGGGGAGCCAGAGCCCUUGACAGGGCCCUGGGAGCAGCUGGGCCAGAGAGUCAUGUCUGUGGCCAGCCUGGUCCUGGAGGAGCAGGUGGCUGACGCGUGGCUGUCCAUCAGGGAGGUGGUUGGCGGACCUAUGGCCCUAGUGGCCAUCGUGCAGCGCCUGGCACCCCUGCUGAGCACCAUGCUGACCUCAGAGCGGCCCCAAAUACACAUCCAGUGCCGACAUGCCGGCCUGGAGGUACAGAGCCUACGCUUGCGGGAGGCCAGCACGGGGGGCUGCGUAUUCACGAUGCCCGGAGGGCGUCCAGAGGGACCUGGCCACAUCCACAUCCCUGCUAGUGAAGUGACGCGGCUGCUCAGGAAAGGCCUCUCUGGAGUCUCCGUGGUCCACGGCUGGUUCACCUCGAGCAUCUUCCAGCACACCCUGUGGGGGCCUGGCCUAGAGCCCCGGGCCUCUGACAGCUUGGAGGAGGCAGGCAGGGUGCAGAGGCUCCUAAGCACCCAGGUGGGGUCAGCCAUCAUCUCCUCUGAGGUGUGGGAUGUCACUGGGGAGGUCAACACAGCCGUGACCUUUCACCUGCAGCACCAGGCCCAGAGCCCUCUGUUCCCUCCCCCCCCAAGCCCAGACACAGGCGGGGCCUGGGCCACCACCGGCUGCUCCGUGGCCACCCUGUACCAGGACUCAGCCGCCUGCUUCUGCAACCACAGCACCAACUUCGCCGUCCUGUUGCAGGUGUAUGACGUGCAGAGGAGCUCCGAGGAGGAGUCGCUGCUGAGGACUCUCUCGUUUGUGGGCUGUGGCGUGUCCUUCUGUGCCCUGGCCACCACCUUCUUGCUCUUCCUGGCGGCCGGGGUCCCCAAGUCGGAGAGAACGACAGUCCACAAGAACCUCACCUUCUCCCUGGCCUCUGCUGAGGGCUUCCUCAUGGCCAGCGAGUGGGCAAAGGCCAACAAGGUGGCAUGUGUGGCUGUCACAGCUGCAAUGCACCUCCUCUUUUUGGUUGCGUUCUCCUGGAUGCUGGUGGAGGGACUACUGCUGUGGAACAAGGUGGUGGCCGUGAGCAUGCGCCCCGGCCCAAGGAUGAGGCUCUACUAUGCUGCAGGCUGGGGCGUGCCUGUGGGCAUCGUGGCCAUCACCCUGGCCGCGUUCCCCCACGACUACGUGGCCCCUGGACACUGCUGGCUCAAUGUGCACACGGACGCCAUCUGGGCCUUCGUGGGGCCUGUGCUCUUCGUGCUGACUGCCAACACCUGCAUCCUGGUCCGCGUGGUGACGGUCACCGUGUCCAGCGCCCGCCGCCGUGCCCGCAUGCUGAGCCCGCAGCCCUGCCUGCAGCGGCAGGUCAGGAUGCAGCUAUGGGCCACCGUGAAGCCCGUGCUGGUUCUGCUGCCUGUCCUGGGCCUGACCUGGCUGGUCGGCCUCCUGGUGCACCGCGGCCCAGCCUGGGCCUGUGCCGCCGUGGGCCUCAACGCCUUCCAGGGGCCAUACAUCUUCCUGGUCUACGCAGCCUACAAUGGGGAGGUGCGGAGCGCCCUGCAGAGGAUGACUGAGAAGAAGGCGGCCGAGGUGCUCUUGGGGCGGUGGGGCGGGAGGCCCAGACACCACAGGUCGGGGUGCGAGCACCAAAGCCCUGUCCUUUCAGACCCGCUGCAGCCCCACCUGCCGGGGGGCCAGCCCUCGGCACCCAUGUCCCUGGGAGGGACCCGCGGCCCCAGAAUCCCCACGGCCUUCUCCUCCAUCGCAGAACCCGAGAGACCGGCUGUGGAGCUGACGGCGUUCAAAGCUUCAGGUAUAGCUCCCAUCUCGGGGGCCUCCCCUAUCCCCUUCGGGCCUGGACAGCCCCUCAGCCCCGCUGCACCAGGAUGGAAGCGAUUUGCAAAGCGCCCACACCCAGCCUCCCUCCCCCAACUCUGCUCUUUGCUGGUGCCCAAAAUCCUCCAUCAACACACUGUGGGCCUUGGAAGGGGGCCAGCUGGCCCUCGCUCCGGCCGGCGUCUCAGUCCCUCGGAGGCGCCGCUUCCCGGGCCGGGCGCCCCCUGCAGGCCGUGGGGCGUGGGCGCUGCCCGGGCGCUGAGCCGCCCCGCCCGCCCCCGGCCCCGCCCCGCCCCCAGCCCGCGGCGUCGCGGCUGCGGGAACGAGCGCCUGCAGCGGCGCCUCUGCGCUCAAGUGACAGCGCCUUUGUCUCCGCUGAAUGGGUGGCCUGAGCAAGAAGUUCGGGGAGUGGGGGCUGCCAGCUGUGUCCCUCAGGGAGUGUGGGCCCCAGCCCUGGUGCUCCCGCGGGCCCUACGGCUGUGUCCCCUGCGCUUUAUGUCUGUCUGUGAUUGUUCCUUCCACCUGCCCAGAAGUUCUGAUGUGCUCUGUGGCAUCUGCGGCAAUAAACGGUACUGUUGA